AUAAGAUGAAAACAAAUAAUGUGAAAAAGCUUGUUGCGGUUCAUAUUUUAACUGUGUGCAUUGCUUUUCCUCAGACAAAUCCUUUGGAAGGUGAAUUGGUGAUGAUUUCCUAGUACCUGAAUUGUUAAGGGUACUUACCCCACUUCAAAGCAGCAAUGUUGCCAUGUGUAAAUGAUGUCGUAGUUACAGGAUAGAAGUCUUCUGUAAGGUUUUCAGGUAGGGAUAAUGGCAAACUCAGGGAAAGUUCUCCACUUGUAUGUGGAGGUAAGAUCUGUGGCUGAUGAAGAGGGGAAAGAGUUGAAAAAUAUGGAAGGGACUCACUCCCUAGUGAUACAUGGGCCUGAUGUUUUCCCCCAACCUCAGCAUGGAUCCCUGAAUACUCCACAUGGUUUAGUGCCUCCACCGGGAGAUCUACAUAAAGUGGGCAACUGCACACAUGGCCUUUUCACCAGAAAAUCUAAAUCCAGACAUCCAGUCAGCUUACAGAACCAUCCAGGCCAAGGAGAACAGACCUCCUCUCAACAUGGACAGAACUUGCCAUAUGAAGAGGUAUAUCAAUUACUCUCUGCCCUUCAACCAAAGCUUAAAGGAGGUGCAGGCAAUCUGACACGAACUUGCUCUACUGAGAACGAGCCAUUAACUGUGAGGGACUCUAGAAUUUAUGGACAUUCUACUGCCCCACCUACACCUAGUGGUGCUCGAAGGUCCUAUGGACAAGUGGAUGAAGGAAAACGAUCAGUUGUUACAUACAGCUAUAUUGAGAAAGCUAAUAUCAGGUCUGUGGGUGGUCAUAAUAGCAUAUUAUGCCAAAAUGAGCCAGAUAACCCAUUCAGGAAAGCUUUUAAUGAUCAAACCAAUAACUUUCACUUCAGUGAAAAUUUCACCAGUCCAGCAGGGUACAACAGGCAGGAAAUGCGUUGUAACUCCAACUCAAAAAGUACCUUAACAGGCUCAGUGAUCAAUCCAAAGAAUUGCUCCAGUCUCCAGCAUACUACGUUAAACUCAAUUGCAAGAAAUGCUACCCAUCAUGCUUUGGAAGAGUUUGGAUCCCCACAGCUCAGAUGCCAGCUGGCAACUGCCAACCAUCCUGAUAGAAGUUAUAGUACUCUGCACAGAGAACAGCCCCGCUGUCACUCAUGGUCUGGAUCUCCUGUGGUGCCACGUACUGCUAGAACUUUGCCUGUUAAUGCACAUCUAACAGAUCUUUAUCACCACAGGCUUCUGCAUGGUAUUCCAAGUAGCCUGGCAGCUCACAAGCUCUCUAGUGAUGCUAGACAGCCCUACACCAUGUCAUGCUCUAUCAAUGGUCAAUCUCCAAGCCAGUGGAAGAGUGAUGAGACUCUGAGGCAAGAGUAUAGACAUAGCGUAAUUUUGCCAUCCAGCAGGCCCACAUCUAUUCAACAUCAAACACUGGAAAAAAACAUCACUCAACCACCACACAACCAGACAGUAGGUCAAAAAUCAAGUCAAAGUCCUCCAGAAAUCAACAAGGUUCAUUUUAGCUUAACUUCAUCAUCAAACCAGCCACUUUCCAGUGGCAGCAAACUGAGCACUGAGAAGAGUAUCUUGCCAAUGACAAGUGUUGAAAUGCCUCCUAUUUUAGUAGAAGAACCCACUAAGAUGUUCAAACUUUUGGAAAACAGGAUGACAUAUUCCCCUACCCCAUCAAUAUCAGAGACUGUAAAGUCAGACAGUACCAGGUCGGGGCAUCAGUCUACAGAAGAGAUUUUCACAAGAACCUCCUCAGAGACCAAUCUCUUUGCACAUGAGAAACACUGCGAAAAGGAGCCUGCUCAGACAAUGUACCCUUCAGGGUGGGCUUCCCCACAUUUCUCCUACAAAGGAAGCAGAUCCCCUGCAUGUUGUGCUAGUUUGCACAAAGUGGGUGUAUUACCUACAUCUGCAAUCCAAGAACCACAGGAGAUAAGAGUAAUUCCAGAGAAAAACAGUCCUGUUUCAUAUCAACACCAACUGCUCCAAUGUACUGGAAACCAUAACAUACCCAGACAAGAAGACAGAAACUAUAAUGGAGAGUAUGGCUGUGGUCUUAGAGACAGUCCAGAUAUGAUGAGACACUGCACGCAAUCUAACACUAACAUACCAGUCAAAUCAACCUCUCAAAAUCACUGGAGAGAACCACAUUUCUCAAGAGUUAGGGGGAAGUCCAAUAAGGAGAGCUCAUCUGAAGCUGAAGAGUUAUUAGUCAUGCCCUUGGUUAUAGACAAAGAGAGCAGAAAUGACUCAACUGUCCUGAGCUGUGAUGAUACGCACUUUAUGGCGGCAGCACCAAAAGAGAUAGGUGAAGUCCUGACAUAUGGGGAGCAGAGUAGUGCCCUUUCCCAAAGUUCCAGUGGAGUUACAGGCAGUCUUGUGGAGGUCAUUCAGCCUGAGAGAGACUCCAGUUCCCCAGUGACUUCCAGCCAAAGAAGCAGUGGCACAGGGACCAGAGACAUACAAUUGAACAGUGGAUCAUCAUUGCGUGGUCCUUCUUUGCACUGUCAAAAGACUGCUCGUGCUAAAUGGGAAUUCCUAUUUGGGAAGCCUUUUGAAGACCACCAUACAACAGUUCCAGUCUCCUCUAUUGGUCCUUGCAGUGGUGACUCCAAUGAGUCUUCUCGUGAUUUCACAGCACCUCAUUCCAGUGACAGACCAAUAUCUCAGGUCCAGAAUACUUUCAGGCAUGAUGUUCAACAGGUGGAUAUGGAACCAGUCAACCAACCUUUUUCUUCAGCACUGAGCUCAUCCUCUAAGGCUGGCAUCAUUAGGUGCACUAUCAAAUACUCUGAAACCGACCUGGAUGCAGUACCCCUGCGUUGUUACAGAGAGACGGACAUUGACGAAGUUAUACUAGCUGAGCAAGAGGAAAUGGACUCAGCAUUCAGCAGCAACCGUAGCGUACUUGCUACAUCUGCCACCAGCAGUGGCAGUACUUUUGAACGAUCGUUUUGUUCACAGACAAGUGAGGAAGAAGAACAGUUGCAUGAUGAAGAAAUGGUGAGCUGGGCCAGUGUGAGGAUGCACUGUGAUAAGAAGAGGCAUCAAGCUGUGCAGGAAGGAGAAGAAGUGUUCAGCCAUUUGCUUGAAAGUUCGCAGAACAUCCUGUUGGACAGCCAUACUGACCUGAAGUCUCCCAUAACUGUGGAAAGUCCUUCCAGAAUCUCCACAGAUGGCCUUGACUCUUUCAGCCGCCACUUUGAGAGCAUUAUGGAAUCUCAUCGGGCCAAAGGAACUUCUUACAGCAGCCUGGAUAGCGUAGACAUGGCCUCAAGUGGCCCACCUAUCUUUACCUUUGACCUCCCGACAUUGACCCCCGAGAUACAGAGUCAGAUCUGUGAGAGUGCCAAGCAAAUCAUAGAUUUGAGCUUUGCUCCCUUGAGACAAUGUGAAACUCCUAACUUUUUGACCUCUAGCACUUCUGAGGCAUUGUCGGGAGCAGACCAGAGCAUGUCGGAAAUGAAGAGCGAGUUAACAGACAGUGUCCCUAUUGAGAAACACAUUUCAUCUGAGUGUAACAUAGCGAUGACGCAAAGGGAACGAGCUUCAGGACUUGUAUUACAGCCUGACCAUGAGGUGGCACAGCGAUUGGCAGUGGGAAGCUGCAACAUUCCAAUUGAUGGUAAGGCUGAAUUGCAGGCUGCCAAACUGUUGGCCAAACGUCUCUACAACCUGGACGGUUUCAGGAGGUCUGAUAUUGCAAGGCACCUGAGCAAAAAUAAUGAUUUCAGUAAGAUGGUGGCAGAGGAGUACUUGAGUUAUUUUAACUUCUCAGGCAUGAAUGUGGAUCAGGCUCUGAGAGUUUUUCUGAGAGAGUUUGCUCUUAUUGGAGAGACGCAAGAGAGGGAGCGAGUAUUGUGUCAUUUCUCCAGAAGAUACCUCAAGUGCAACCCCAGCACUAUACCAAAGGAAGACAGUGUCCACACUCUGACCUGCGCUCUGAUGCUGCUGAACACAGACCUGCAUGGUCAUAAUGUGGGGAAGAGGAUGUCAUGUGCAGAGUUCAUAAGUAACCUGGAGGGGUUAAAUGAUGGGCAGAAUUUCCACAAAGACCUGCUCAAGGCACUCUAUAACUCCAUCAGGAAUGAGAAGCUGCAGUGGACAAUUGAUGAAGAGGAAGUGCGUAAGUCUGUUUCGGAGUUGGCCGACAGCAGGACAGACUCUGCGUCCCACACUCUGAGGAGGAUUACUAGCGGUGGGACUCCUCUAGUGUCUCUGGCUCAGCAGUCCAAUGCUCAGGUCUACAAGAAAGGCUUCCUCGUUCGCAAGGUUCACGCCGACCCCGAUGGCAAGAGGACGCCUCGAGGUAAGAGAGGAUGGAAGACAUUUUAUGCCAUCCUGAAAGGACUGGUCCUUUAUUUGCAAAAGAGUGACUAUGGCACUCCUAAGCAACUGUGUGAUGAGGACCUGAAGAACGCUGUGUCCAUCCACCACUCUCUAGCGAUGAAGGCAGCAGACUACAGCAAGAGACCAAAUGUGUUUUACCUGCGCACUGCUGACUGGAGGGUCUUCCUCUUCCAGGCCCCCAAUGCGGAGCAGAUGCAGUCCUGGAUCACGCGCAUCAACACGGUAGCUGCCAUGUUCUCCGCCCCUCCCUUUCCAGCCGCCAUCGGCUCACAGAAGAAGUUUAGCCGACCUCUUCUACCAGGCUCCACCACCAAACUGUCCCAGGAGGAGCAGGCAAAAUCUCAUGAAAUGCGCUUCAGGAUCGUGUCCACUGAGCUGCUGGAGCUGCGCACUUUUCCACAGGAGAGGAAGCCCAAAGGGAAGGAGCAAGAAGAGGCCAAGCAGAGGGAGGAGUACUUGGAGUUUGAGAAAACCCGCUACGGGACGUACGCCAUGUUACUCAGAGCAAAGAUUCGCAUGGGUGAGUCGGAUCUGACAGCGUUCGAGGCUCGUUUGUUUACCGAUGGCACUCUGCAGCGCACCAGCUCCAGCCCUACGCUGGCACACGACACCAGCCACGCCAGCGCCAGCAGCUGCAGCUCCAGAAGUAAGAAGAGCAGCCAAAGUGAGGGCCAGAGACACAAGCCAGCCGUGAAACAGUGAGUCCACUAUCCAGGGCGCUUGAUAGAUGCUUUAUGGUGCUCCUGAUCCAGACUGAAGGCCUGAGUAUAGAGCAUCGAUAUGAGGAAAAAUAAUGGCAGUUUGUUCACUACACUGCAGUGGCCGCACACGGCGUGCACUCGGCUCGAGCAGUGCUGGAGGAUGUGAUCAAAGGUGCAGCUUAAAGCUGGGGAUGAGUAGUCACCUCACUUCCUCAUGAAAGCAUGUUGUUGUGGCCAGUGAAUGUAAAACAGGCCUACGGAAGGCAGAGGAGUGUGAAUACAGUAUAGCCAUCCUCCCUUUAUCUUUAUUACCAUUAUAGCCUGGCUUUAUACUUCUCUUAGCUUAACCUGUAUGGUGUAUAAAAGGCAUAGACUACUUAAAACGUUUUUGUGCAUCUUUUUGUCCGAUUUUUUAUUUUUUUUUUGCUCAGACAACAUACAAGAGUGUUCACCGCAAUGGAGAUUCUUUUUCUAACCGUUGUUUGGAGACGAAAAUCAGAGUAUCUUCACUACCUUAUUUACUAAUUUACUUUUUUUCUUUUUCUUGCUUGAACAUAUUUUUACAUAGGAUAAUGUACAUGUAUAGAUUUUUGGAAAUCAUCUUUUGAGCAUGCUUGUGAUGUAAAGACAGUUCUUUCUUUGCAUUCCCAGUGUAUGUUUUGUAUGUUUUUUGUUUGUGUGUGUGUGUAUUGGUUUUUUUUUUGUUUGUUUGUUUGUUUUUUUUACCUGAAAGCACACUACAACAAAAAUUAUUCAUUUUGAGCCAUUCUCGAAAUGGGGUCUGGGAAUCCCAGGGGUCCGUAACGUAUAGCAUGGGGGUCUAAAUUGUCUUUUGUUUUGUUUUGUUUUGUUUUGUUUUGUUUUGUUUUGUUUUGUUUUGUUUUGUUUUGUUUUGUUUUGUUUUGUUUUGUUUUGUUUUGUUUUGUUUUGUUUUGUUUUGUUUUGUGGAACCUCAUAAACUUAAAAACAAACAGGUUAUCAUUAUUUUAAAAAAUAAAUAAAAAAUAAAAAAAUCGAGAUGUAAUAAAUCCUUCUGCUGUCGAAAGAAAUUAAAAAAUAAUCACCAUAAAUAAAUAGCCCAAAUAUAUUAUGCUGGAUUAUGUAUGUAAAAUAAAUCUGUCCUAAGAGGCUUCACAUAUUUUAUUCACAGUUAAAGAAAUGUUUGAGAACCCCAGGAUUUAAGAUAGGAGUGUUGUGUAGACAUACAGGUAACACCAGCAAUUAGUGUUUGUGAGGAUUGUGUAUGCAUUAUGUAUACUGACUGUGAAUGUGGAUGUCUGAUAAACACAGAUUAGACAGGAAAAAAAAAGGAACGUGUUUCUACUGAUGACCUUAUUGUGUGGCAAAGACAUUUUUUCUCAGGCUCCUGUUUUCAAAUACCGCAGUGAUGCCACUUUUUUGCUGCAACAAGGGGGCAGUGGAGGACAGAUAACCUGUAUUACCUCAGCUGUAUUGGAAAACAAUUAUUUAUGUCGAGCUUAAAGGAAUAAUAGCACACGUAUUGAGGCAGACACUUAUGUGAUUGAAUGUCUGUGAAGUGUUUCUUAAUCAUGUAUUUUCUUCAUAGCAGGAACUAAAGAAUCCGAUAUAUUGUAAAACAAAACAAAACAAAAAAAUGUUACCAGGUAGGUCACAAAGAGCUAUAAUGACUGUUAGAGCUACAAUCUGAAAACAAGCAUACAGACUGCUGACAAGUUAAAGGAAAAUAACAGUGAAUCUGGAUCAAUUCAGUUUGUAAUUCGAAGGUCCUGCGAAUUAAACUUCCAAUCAUUAGUCCAAAAUGUUAACUUUCUAAGACCCUAGGCAUUUUGCAUGCAAGGUCGCUUACACAUAUCGGCUGCAGGCAAAAAAGUGAGUUCAAUUCAUUAUAUAUUUUACUUUUAUUCUCUGAUGAAUCAUUCCUCUCUAUCCUUAUGGAGUGGUCUUGACAUAUCCGCAGGGCACAGGAGCACACUGAAUGGUAUGUUGAGGAUGAAAAGGUUGUAAAUUGUUUACUAUGACCUUCACGCUUAGCAGAUCUCAACCCAGAGGAACUCCUAUGUAAUAAUCUGGAACGACGUGUUAUUACAUCUGUAAUAUCGUUUAGAAACAUGAUGAUCAUCUCUCCAGUAAACAGAAUGUGUGCCAGGUUACACUGAAGCUGUUUAGGCAGGUCAUUGUGGCCCGACACACUAAAGUUUUUCCUUUCAUUUGUCACCUGUCUGUAUUAAGACUGACUUAAGACCUAAAUCACGAUCUAUAGCACUUAAUUCACGAUGCCCCAAUGCACUUUGGGUAAUGUUUGUUCAGGCUUUAAUGAAUGACGUGAGAUCUAUUUAUAUAUUGUGGAGAUUUAUAAUUCAUGUCUUGCUGAGUAUGUGUUUAAGAUGAAAUGUUUUGACUUUGACAAGUUUUCCAGUGUUUUUACAGUGAGCACUGAGCAGCUCAGUGGCACCACAGUGGUCUACUGUACGUUUUAAUACUGUAACUUUUUAUGUUAGUUCAGUGUUUGCUUGUAAUUUUACAUACUGUAUUAUGUUUCAGAUGCUCAAUAAUAAAACCGUUAUGCUCUA
Tachysurus fulvidraco (yellow catfish) is the source of this 7594-nucleotide messenger RNA. It is a transcript of the gene psda, whose product is annotated as pleckstrin and Sec7 domain containing a. Bases 226 to 5043 code for a protein of 1605 amino acids. NCBI's taxonomy places the organism in Eukaryota, Metazoa, Chordata, Actinopteri, Siluriformes, Bagridae. The transcript is spliced from 16 exons. Gene Ontology annotation, molecular function: protein binding; guanyl-nucleotide exchange factor activity; phospholipid binding. Gene Ontology annotation, biological process: regulation of ARF protein signal transduction. The record is from RefSeq and is a predicted model, not a curated record.